Messenger RNA from Elephantulus edwardii (Cape elephant shrew), 936 nucleotides. Its product is annotated as olfactory receptor 5W2-like. NCBI's taxonomy places the organism in Eukaryota, Metazoa, Chordata, Mammalia, Macroscelidea, Macroscelididae. Gene Ontology annotation, biological process: sensory perception of smell; G protein-coupled receptor signaling pathway. Gene Ontology annotation, molecular function: G protein-coupled receptor activity; olfactory receptor activity; odorant binding. The coding region runs from base 4 to 936 and encodes 310 amino acids. The record is from RefSeq and is a predicted model, not a curated record. The transcript has a single exon. Gene Ontology annotation, cellular component: membrane.
AGAAUGGAUAAAGAUAAUUGCUCAGCCUUGACUGAAUUCCAGCUCUUGGGAAUUACUAAUAACUCUAAUGUCAAAGUGACCAUAUUCGCCAUAUUUAUAGUUGUAUAUCUCAUUAUCCUUGUAGUAAAUCUUGGAAUGAUCAUUUUAAUUAGAAUAGAUUCCCAGCUCCAUACACCAAUGUACUUUUUCUUAAGCCACCUUGCUUUUUGCGACCUCUGUUAUUCCACAGCCAUUGGGCCCAAGAUGCUGGUGGACCUCAGGGCCAGGACUGGAUCAAUUCCAUUCUUUGGCUGUGCUCUGCAAUUCUUCAUUUUUUGCAUCUUUGCAGAUUCCGAGUGUCUCUUGCUGGCUGUGAUGGCCUUUGAUCGAUACAAAGCCAUCAGCAAUCCUCUGCUGUAUACAGUCAACAUGUCCAACCGGGUGUGUUCCAUGCUGACGGCAGGAGUUUACCUGGUGGGCACGGUGGAUGCCUUAAUACACACAACCUUGACUUUCCGCCUAUGUUUCUGUGGGUCCAAUGAGAUUAAUCAUUUCUUUUGUGAUUUACCUCCACUUUUCCUCCUGUCUUGUUCUGAUAUUCAGGUCAACGAGCUGGCGUUAUUCACGGUUUUUGGCUUCAUUGAACUGAGUACCAUCUCAGGGAUUCUUGUCUCUUAUUUUUACAUCAUUCUUUCAGUCUUAAAGAUCCGUUCUGCGGAUGGAAUGUUCAAAGCUGUGUCCACCUGCACCUCCCAUUUAACUGUUGUUGCCAUUUUCCAGGGAACCAUGCUCUUUAUGUAUUUCCGGCCUAGUUCUUCUUACUCUCUAGAUCAAGACAAAAUGACCUCAUUGUUCUAUACACUUGUGAUUCCUAUGCUAAAUCCUCUGAUUUAUAGCCUACGGAAUAAAGAUGUGAAAGACGCACUGAAAAAACUAAAAAACAAAGUGGUUCUUUAA